CAUGUAGUCAACAAUAUGGUUAUUCAAAUAGCUUUAGUUAUGUCUCUUAAAGGAUUCUCAAAAUGGCUUCUCUCAUUUCUGCAACUCUCUUGUCCCUUUUGUUACUCUCAAACGUGAACGCCUAUCCGAAACAUGGCUUCACCCUUGAGCUGAUCCACCGCGAUUCUCCCAAAUCACCGUUCUACAAUCCCGGUGAGACCUCUUCACAACGUAUGAGAAAUGCUGUCCGCCGUUCUGCUCGCAGUACACUCGAAUUCAGCAAUGAUGAUGCUUCAACAAACUCACCACAAUCAGUUAUCACUUCAAACCACGGUGAGUAUCUCAUGAACAUAUCGAUUGGGACUCCCCCGUUCCCGAUACUAGCAAUUGCGGAUACGGGCAGCGACUUGAUUUGGACUCAGUGCAAUCCUUGCAAAGAUUGUUACAACCAGAAAGCUCCACUCUUUGAUCCUAAACAAUCUUCCACAUAUAAAAAGGUUUCUUGCUCCUCAAGCCACUGUAGAGCCCUAGAAGAAGCUUCUUGUUCCACAGAUAAGGACACUUGUUCCUAUACGAUUUCAUACGGUGACAAUUCAUACACCAAAGGUGACGUUGCCGUUGACACCCUGACGAUUGGAUCUAGCCGUCUUCGCCCUGUGUCGCUUAGAAACGUGAUCAUUGGGUGCGGACACGACAACACUGGAAUCUUUGACGCGGCUGGCUCAGGGAUCAUCGGACUCGGAGGAGGAUCUACAUCGUUAGUCUCACAACUCGGGAAAUCCAACAACGUUGCUUCCACAAUCAAAGUAGAGCGAGUACAUGAUCCUAAUAGAGUUCUGAGUCUUUGUUAUAGAGACACCUCUAGUUUUAAAGUUCCAGACAUAACUGUUCAUUUCAAAGGAGGUGAUGUGAAACUCCACAAAGUGAAUACGUUUGUGGAAGUGUCUGAAGAUGUGUCUUGCUUUGCAUUUGCUGAAAAUGAACAGCUAACAAUCUAUGGGAACUUGGCGCAAAUGAACUUCCUUGUUGGAUACGACACAGUUUCUGGAACUGUGUCGUUUAAGAGGACUGAUUGUGCCCAAAUGUAGCUCACUAAACCUUCUUACAAUUAUACUAUCCAUUUUCUUUCUUAAGAAUUGUUUAUUUUUCUCCUGAAGUACAUGUUACAUUUCUUUAAAAUUGGUCUAAAAUAUAUGGGUGGUUACCUU
Molecule: messenger RNA, 1187 nt
Organism: Arabidopsis arenosa
Lineage: Eukaryota; Viridiplantae; Streptophyta; Magnoliopsida; Brassicales; Brassicaceae
Source: the annotation of a GenBank genome assembly